Molecule: messenger RNA, 1434 nt
Organism: Bipolaris victoriae FI3
Lineage: Eukaryota; Fungi; Ascomycota; Dothideomycetes; Pleosporales; Pleosporaceae
Exons: 1
Coding region: 1-1434 (477 amino acids)
Molecular function (GO): oxidoreductase activity
Source: RefSeq, a predicted model, not a curated record
AUGCUACUUCUUAUACCCUCCAUCAUAGCUCUUGUUUCUGCAGCAGCUGUGCCCGAAUCAGUUGAUGUCGCUGUCAUUGGCGCAGGCCUGGCAGGUCUAACAGCAGCGCGCGAUCUUCUCAAGGCAGGCAAAUCUGUCCUUGUUCUCGAAGGGAGAGACCGUGUCGGCGGCAAAGUCUACAAUAAACCGUUGAAGAAUGGUGGUGUCACAGAAGUCGGUGCCGAGUUCGUGGGUCCAACUCAGGACAAAGUACUUCAAAUGAUUGCCGACCUUGGACUGGAAACAUUCGACACCUACAUUGAGGGCGAGACGGUACUGUACCUCAACGGCACAAGGUCAACUUACAACCCGGACCCCCAACUUGGUGGUGCACCGCCGCUCGAAGAAGCAGCACUCGUACAGAUUUCCACUACGAGAACUCAGUUGGACGCUUGGGCAGCUGAGCUGAAUGUCAGCGCACCUUGGUCGCACUCGAAAGCAUCUGAGUGGGACAGUAUCACCUUUGAUCAAUAUCUGGAUACAUUACACCUUGUGCCGGACGCUAGAUUCGCACUAGUCACGUUCUGCAAAUCCAUUUUUGCAGCAGAGCCACAUGAGCUCUCGCUGUUGUAUCUCCUGGCAUACGUCGCCGCUGCCGGAAACGAGACGACGGUCGGAAACUUGGAAAGAUUGAUUGCUACAAAGGGAGGAGCUCAAGAAAAGCGAGUAGUGGGUGGUACAGGCUUGAUCCCGGAGCGUCUGGCUAAGAAGGUGGGCACUGAGCAUAUUGCUUUCAACGCGGGUGUCUCCCAAAUCACCAGGACCUACUCUGGUUAUGACGUUGAGUCGCGCGCCGGCAAGGUCCACGCAAAGAGGGUGGUACUCGCCAUGUCGCCCCCACUCGUUAAUCAGAUCAGGUUCCAGCCGGAGCUUCCCGGAAGUCGCCAGCAUCUGAAUUCCGAUACCAGAAUGCCCGCGAUCGGAAAGGGUAUACCAAUCUACAAGACACCUUUUUGGCGUAAAGAAGGGUUGAGCGGGCAAGUCCUUUCUAACUCUGGCCCCGUGCGAGUGACUUUUGAUAGCACUCCCGAAGACACUUCUUUCGGCGCAAUCCUCGGCUUUAUCCUUGGAGAUCAGAUGCGAGCUCUUGACAAACUCAGCACGGAAGAAGCCCAGACGCAGAUCCUGGAUACCUUUGCGAAGUACUACGGCGAGCAAGCGAGAAACAUUACAGAAUUCGUGCUUCAACGCUGGGACUUGGAGGAGUUUUCGAGAGGCGGACCAGUCGCCAUUGCUCCACCGCAUGUCUUGACCAACUAUGGUUCGGCGCUGAGGGAGAGCGUUGACGGUAUCCAUUUUGCCGGCACAGAAACGAGUGAGUAUUGGGUCGGAUACAUGGAUGGCGCGAUUCGGAGCGGUGAGCGGGUUGCUAAAGAGAUUCUGGGUAGUACCUAG